This is a messenger RNA of Mercenaria mercenaria, 2398 nucleotides long. Its product is annotated as prostaglandin reductase-3-like. NCBI's taxonomy places the organism in Eukaryota, Metazoa, Mollusca, Bivalvia, Venerida, Veneridae. The coding region runs from base 188 to 1234 and encodes 348 amino acids. The transcript is spliced from 11 exons. Gene Ontology annotation, molecular function: oxidoreductase activity; zinc ion binding. The record is from RefSeq and is a predicted model, not a curated record. Gene Ontology annotation, cellular component: mitochondrion.
AACUGUGACGGUUCACUAUAUGGAACAAGACUAAACUAAAAAUCUACAUCUAGUGUCAUAGCUAGUACUCCCUAAAAAAAAGUUAUUUAAUAAAAAACUGUGACGGUUCACUUUAUGGAACAAGACUAGUAUAAAAAUCUACAUCUAGUGUCAUAGUACUCCCUAAAUAAAGUUGUUAAAAUACGGAAUGUCUGGAAAGGAACUGCCUAAAACCAUCCGGAAGCUUGUGGCAACACGCGCAAGCCCCAAAUUUCGGGAGGUAGUAUCUAUUGUGACAGAGCCUACCCCAAAACCCGGUGAUGGAGAAGUGCUGGUCAAAAACAGAUUUGUUGGCAUAAAUGCAUCAGAUAUCAAUUUCACUGCUGCCAGGUAUAACCCAGAUGCCAAGUUUCCAAUGGAAAUAGGUUUUGAGGCUGUGGCAGAAGUAGUGGCCGCUGGACCAAAUGCACUUUACAAACCUGGCCAAGCUGUAAUGUAUAUGCAGUAUGGGGCUUUCAGUGAGUAUAAGCUGAUGAAGGACAAGCUCUUGGUUCCGCUACCCAAGUUAAAGGCAGAAUAUCUUCCUUUCAUACUUAGUGGAAACACAGCAGCAAUAUCUCUGGAUAAGGUUGGUCACAUUAAGUCUGGUGAAACAGUGCUGAUUACUGCUGCAGCUGGAGGUACUGGACAAAUUGCUGUUCAGUGGGCCAAACUGAAAGGAUGUCAUGUGAUUGGGACAUGCUCUUCUGAAGAUAAGAUGAAAUUUCUGAAGGAAAUUGGUUGUGAUAGACCCGUCAAUUAUAAAACAGAAAAUCUGAGAGAGGUUUUGAAAAAAGAAUAUCCAAAAGGGGUAGAUGUUGUGUACGAGACGAUUGGAGGGGAUAUGUUUGAUACAUGUGUUGAAAAUUUGGCAUUACAUGGACGCCUGAUCAUAAUAGGUUAUAUUGAAGGGUAUGAGUCAGACAAGGGAUAUAAACCAGCUAGCACACUGACAACAUUGCCUUCCAUGCUCUUGCGAAAGUCAGCUAGUGUUGGAGGAUUCUUCCUGCCACAAUUUGCUGAAGAUUCUGCACCAUAUGUUAUGAAGCAGAUACAGUAUUACAAUGAGGGAAAACUGAAAAGUUUCGUUGAUCUUGGACAGAAAGCAUCAGCAGGGCCGUUCAAUGGACUGGAGAAAAUUGUUGAUGCUGUUGAGCACUUGUAUUCCAAGAAGAGUAUAGGAAAAAUUAUAGUAGAUCUCAACCCUAAAAAGUGAAGCUGGAUUCCACUGGACCAAAGAAUUUAUCAGCACUGUGAUAACAUUUAUUAGAGUUAUUGAAACAGGGUAUUACAGUUAAUAACUAUGGUGUUAUUACAAUGCCAUUUAAAUAUACAUGUAGUUUCAUUCUCCAAAAUGUUGCUCUGGCAGACCAAGUACAUUGUGUCAAAUUAAAUAUGCCAUUAUAUAUAAGCUUGAACACAUACUGUAUACUCGAACUUGUAAAUGAAAGAAUGUUUAAAAUUAAAUUAUAAUGCACUGUGAAAUCAUUAUUGAUGGGGGUGGGGGAGGGUAUUGUGAAAUUUAAAUUCAUGGGUAUAAACUUUUGUGGCAAAAAUUACCAUUUCUUGCAGACAUGAAUUCAUGGGUUUCAAAUUUUGCAGAUUGGUAGGUUUGUUUGUUCACUGGGAUUAAAUUUUGCAGGUUGAUGCAGCCAUGAAAUCCACAAAAAUAAGUCACUCAUAUAUAUUAGGAUUUUGUAGUACAUUUCAAGCAGAUAAUUACAAUUAAAUCUGAACAAAAAGUAUUAUUUCUGCUAAUUUACCAUGAAAUCUUUUGAGUUUGUGUGUUUAACCCUUAGCCCACUGGUGGCAAGUGUUUUUGCCUUUGCAAACCAGUGCAGACCAAGAUCAGCCUGCACAUCUGUGCCGUCUGAUCAUGGUCUGCACUGUUUGCCAUUCAGUCAGUAUCUUUUUGGUAAGCACCCCUUUUAAACAGUUAAUGGUACUGUCCAAAUUGAAAAAUUGACAAGUUCGUUAUAGAAAUUUAGCAGGGUAAGGGUUAAAAUGUUGUGGUUUUGUCCAUAAAGGCUAUUUCAUUAGGAUAGGAAUUUAUGGAUUUCGACUUACCAAGAUAAAAGAAUGUGAACUUUGCUUGUUGACUGAGAUUCAAUUUCGUGGAUCGAGGCAGCUACAAAAUCUAUUGAAAUUAGUCCCCAACAAAUAUGCAUGUUUCACAGUACAUCAUCAUAAAAUUAUAGGCUGCACCAAUCACUAAAUUUUGUGCAAAGUAAAUAAAAUGAUUUCACAGUAUACUUGCCAUCAUUGAAAACUUGCCAGAAUUUUUGGUUUAAAAAUAUACAUUAAUUUCAUAUUUUUAAAACUCAAAUAUUAGAUAUAUAACAUAUGUUUAGUUGUAUAUUGCAGUAUUUUUUGAAGAAUA